UUGUCGGUUAAAUAAAAAUACAUUUGAUUAUUUAUCCGCUACUAUUUAUAUACCAUUUUCCUAAAACCUAAACCCUACAAUUGCAGGAGGAGACGGUGAAUAGUCCUCAGCUUCAUUACUCACAACUAGUGAAUUUGGUCGCGAAUACUUCACAACAAUCCAAAUCGGCUUCAAACAGGAAUAUAUUUGGUUUAUGUUAUGGCUCGCAACAUAAAGAAGAAGAGAGUCCCUAAGAAAAAAAAGAAUAUUAAGAAAGAGGAGGGAACCUCAAAAUCUGUAGAACAAUCUGCCAAGGUCUGGCAGCCAGGAGUUGAUAAACUUGAAGAAGGAGAGGAACUUACAUUUGAUAAAACUGCUUAUGAUUGCAUGCAUGCAUUUGAUAUUGGAUGGCCUUGUUUAAGUUUUGAUAUAAUACGUGAUACGCUGGGAUUGGUGCGCACUGAAUUCCCUCAUACUUUCUACUGCGUGGCUGGAACUCAGGCAGAUCUUGCAGUGAAUAAUGCGAUCGGAAUAUUUAGGUUAUCAAAUGUCAGUGGUAAGAAUCGAAAUCUGCAUAAAUGCAUGAAUGACAAUGAAAGUGAGAGUGAUAGUAGCAGUGAUGAAGAAGAUGACGGUGAUGAUGAUUUGGGCAUGGAGUCCAAGAUGGCCACCUUACAGGUGCGCAAGGUCGCUCAUCAAGGCUGUGUAAAUCGUAUACGUUCAAUGGAACAGCAGCCACAUAUUGUUGCAACAUGGUCUGACAAUGGCUAUGUACAGGUUUGGGAUGUCAGUGCACAUUUGAACUCAUUGGCAAUGUCAGAUCCAAGAAUUAGCACAGGAACUAGCAAUGUUGUACGUCAGGCUCCCUUACAUGUUUUCAGUGGACACAAAGAUGAGGGAUUUGCAUUAGACUGGAGUCCUGUUACACCUGGAAGGCUUUUAUCUGGUGAUUGCAAAAGUUGCAUACAUCUUUGGGAGCCUACAUCUGAUGGAAAAUGGGCUGUAGAUAAAAGAACUUUUAAAGGUCACACAGAUAGUGUUGAGGAUCUGCAGUGGAGCCCCACUGAAGCCAAUGUCUUUGCUUCUUGUUCUGUCGAUGGAACAGUAGCUAUAUGGGAUACACGAAUUUUGGACAAACCAGCAAUUUCAAUAAAGGCACAUGAUGCAGAUGUCAAUGUUAUCUCAUGGAAUCGGCUGGCUAGCUGCAUGAUAGCAUCUGGAAGUGAUGAUGGAAGCUUUUCCAUUUGGGAUCUUAGAGCAGCUAUGGGAGACUCCUGUGUAGCUAAUCAUACAUAUCAUAGGCAUCCUAUCACAUCUAUUGAAUGGAGUCAUCGUGAAGCUUCAACACUUGCGGUUUCAUCAGCUGACAAUCAGUUGACGAUAUGGGACCUUUCAUUAGAGCGUGAUGAAGAAGAAGAAGCACAGUUUAAAGCCGAAAGAAAAGAAAAUGUGGAUGCACCGGAAAAUAUACCGCCACAACUACUUUUUAUUCAUCAGGGUCAAAAGGAUAUCAAAGAGAUGCAUUGGCAUGCUCAAAUCCCAGGACUCCUUAUUUCUACUGCUGCUGAUGGGUUUAACGUUUUGAAGCCAUCAAACAUACUCAAAGAUCUUGCAGAAUAAAGAGGAAUUCUUAAGUACUAUCCGGAUACCUGGAAACAACUUUCCACCAAGUAAUUUGCAUUUUUAUUGGCUUGACAAACAAAGGGAUUUUUCUCUAUCAAAUUAAAUUAAAUGUAUUUAAAUCCUGUUUAGCUUAUUUAGCAGCAUCAUAAUCUGUGUUCCUGAGACAUGCUGGUUGGAAUUUUAGUUUUUAAUUUUUAUUGUAAAAAUGUGAUUAAAUUUGAUAAGGCAUCUUUGAAGGUUUUCCCUUACAAUUCGGAUCAGUUAUAACUGAAUGCAAUGAGAUGACAAGCUCCCAAGGGCAUAGAAAUAAUGUUGAUCUUAAUGGGAUUAAUAGAUUAUGGAAUUCUUAGAGGCUUCAA
Messenger RNA from Cryptomeria japonica (Japanese cedar), 1961 nucleotides. Its product is annotated as protein HEAT STRESS TOLERANT DWD 1. The record is from RefSeq and is a predicted model, not a curated record. Gene Ontology annotation, molecular function: protein binding. The transcript is spliced from 14 exons. Lineage: Eukaryota; Viridiplantae; Streptophyta; Pinopsida; Cupressales; Cupressaceae. The coding region runs from base 199 to 1599 and encodes 466 amino acids.